CAAAGGAAAAGAAGGAGAGAGCGUUAUAUAUCAAACCACAUGCUUGCAUCAUCUCUCUUUCUCUAUAUUAAUUUUAUUUAUUUUGUCUCAGUUUGGUUCAUCAAAUAUCCCUCAUUGUCUUUGUCUAACACCCAUCCGGCUCUCAUGGAAGAAAGCAACAACUCGGGCGUGGUGGACUUCCCUAAAAACUUUAUGGACGAGCUCUUGUGGGAGGAGUGGUGGGACAAAGAGAAUGGGGUAGCAUCAUCAUCAAGGCUGAAGGAGAGAGUGACUUGCGCCAUGAGGCACCUGCAAGAGGUGAUGGGAGAAAGGGAGUUGCUGAUCCAGCUGUGGGUGCCUGUAGAGAGAAGGAGCGGAAGAGUGCUGAGCACGGAGGAGCAGCCUUACUCUCUCAACCCCUUCUCCCAGAGCCAGAGCCUGGCCCUCUACAGAGACGCCUCAGCCGGCUACAGCUUCGCAGCAGAGGUUGGGUCGGACCAGCUGAUGGGGUUGCCUGGGCGCGUGUUCUUGAGGAGGAUGCCUGAGUGGACACCGGACGUUCGCUUCUUCAGGAGCGAGGAGUACCCUCGCAUAGGAUACGCCCGUAGGUACCAGGUUCGAGCCUCCCUCGCUGUACCACUAUUCCAAGGAGCGUCGGGGAACUGCGUGGCCGUCAUGGAAAUGGUCACCACUCGCCGCAACUUGGAGUAUGCCUCCCAAAUUCACACCAUCUGCCAUGCCCUUGAGGCCUUUGAUCUCCGGACUUCACAAACCUCCUCCAUCAUUCCUGCAGCCUCUCUCAAGCCCCACGCAGACGACGACCUUCACACAGAGGUGGCCUCGAUUCUCCAAGGCAUCUGCAGUUGGAACGGACUCUCUCUAGCCAUCACGUGGGGGCACCAAGACUCAUCCACCCUUUCAGCUCUAAUCUCCGCCUGUUACGCCGCUGACCAAAACAGCCGCUGCUUCCUGGCCGCCUGUUCAGAGCACCAUCUACUCGGCGGCCAAGGAAUCGCUGGAAGAGCUUUUGCUACCAAGAAACAGUGUUUCGUAACAGAUGUGGCCAUCUUCAGCAAGUGGAGCUACCCUCUCUCCCAUUACGCCAAGAUGUUGGACCUCCACGCUGCUCUCGCCGUGCCUCUCCUGACCAGACGCAACCGCACCGUCCAAUUUGUUCUCGAGUUCUUCUUCCCCAGGGACUGUCUUGACAUCCAAACUCAGAGGCUGACCCUCGUCUCCCAACUCAACCAACGCUUCCAGAGCUCACCACAUCUGAUGGUAGACGACCAACUUGCAGAAGACGUGAGGGACACAGCCACGCCCCUCACAGAUCACUCUAGCCGAUCAGCACAAGAGGAGGCUACGGAUCCCAAGGGCAAGUCGCUUUCAUUUUCUUCUUCUUCUUCCUCCUUGGAGAGCCGGAAACGCAAGACAAGGGCUGAAAACGAUAUCACUUUGGAGACGCUCAAACAACACUUUGCUGGCAGCCUUAAAGACGCUGCUAAAAAUAUUGGGGUAUGUCCGACGACCUUGAAGAGGAUCUGCAGACAGCACGGAAUCUCAAGGUGGCCAUCGAGGAAGAUCAAGAAAGUUGGACAUUCUCUUCGAAAACUGCAGGUGGUGAUGGACUCUGUUGAAGGAGUUCAAGGCUCUCUCCAUCUCGCCUCCUUCUACUCAAGUUUCCCUCAACUUCAAUCUUCUUCUUUUCCUUUGAUCAAUCCAAACCAAACUGUCCAUGUGCCUCCUCCUAAGUCGCCACCUUCGUUAUCUGGUAGCCAUAGCUCGUCAGGUUCAAGUACUUGUUGCUCCUCCGAAGAGCAACAACUUAGUGGCUUUCAAAAACCAGCUCUCAGCCAUCCACAGCUACUUACUCUAAGCAGCCUGCAAGAGGACCAGAGGCCAGCUCGUGUUACCUCAUCCUUACCCCCAUUGCCAUCCGCAACAGCUUCAAGGAAAGCAAAGGACGGGAUGAAAGUGAAGGCUAUGUUUAGGGAUUCCAUGCUGAGGAUGUGCCUGCAGCCCCACUCGCGUCUCACAGACCUCAGAAGAGAGAUCGCAAAGCGGUUUGGGAUGGAUGAUGUUUUGACAAGUAACUUCAGCCUCAAGUACAUGGACGAUGAUCAAGAAUGGGUUCUACUGACGUGCGAUGCUGAUCUUGAGGAGUGCAUACAAGUCUACAAGUCUUCUCUUGAAAAAACUAUCAGAAUCUUGGUUCACCAUCCUCUCUCUCUUCCUUCCUUUGAUUCUUAACCAUAUCCUAAACCUUCUUCGCUAAUUCCAUCAUCCUAAUUACAUCGAUGUACUCUGGCUUGGUUUGUAUAUCUUUUUUUUUACAUAUAUAUGCAACAAACUUGUUUGAUAUAAAAGUAUUCAUUUAGUUGUUGGCUU
Messenger RNA from Camelina sativa (false flax), 2367 nucleotides. Lineage: Eukaryota; Viridiplantae; Streptophyta; Magnoliopsida; Brassicales; Brassicaceae. The record is from RefSeq and is a predicted model, not a curated record.